Messenger RNA from Amborella trichopoda, 501 nucleotides. Its product is annotated as peroxynitrite isomerase Rv2717c-like. The record is from RefSeq and is a predicted model, not a curated record. Lineage: Eukaryota; Viridiplantae; Streptophyta; Magnoliopsida; Amborellales; Amborellaceae.
AUGGAUGAUCGUUGGGGACAAGCUAUAGAAAAUUUGACUAAAGCGCUAGAGGAGAUAAAUCAGAGGUUGCAGCGGUUGGAGAACGAUGUUAUUCGUGUAGAACAGAUGAUGCACUGGUUGGAUCAGAGGUUGCAGUGGUUGGAGAAUAGCCUUCCUCAUGAAGAAGAACAGCCUGUUAUAGCUUAUGCUCAAAAAACAUGGAAAUUAGCUUCUGGGGAGAACAUGCAUGCUGAGAGUGGUUAUUGGCGGCCAAAGGUUGACGGGUCAAUUGAAGUUGUUAUUGCUCAAAGUACUGGUCUAGUGGAGGUCCAGAAGGGGACAUAUGAUGCUGAGAAGAAGAUGGUACAGCUUCAAAGCGAACUUAUAGGGAAUGCCACAAAGGUGAGAGAAAUAACCCGAACUUUUGAGUUUAUCAGUGGAGAACUAGUUUACUUUGUUCAGAUGGCUACAAAUUCAACAACUCUACAGCCGCAUUUGAGAGGACUGCUUAAGAAGAUAUGA